Oppia nitens is the source of this 5172-nucleotide messenger RNA. It is a transcript of the gene Megf8, whose product is annotated as multiple epidermal growth factor-like domains protein 8. The record is from RefSeq and is a predicted model, not a curated record. The transcript has 4 exons. Bases 220 to 5172 code for a protein of 1650 amino acids. Gene Ontology annotation, molecular function: calcium ion binding; protein binding. Lineage: Eukaryota; Metazoa; Arthropoda; Arachnida; Sarcoptiformes; Oppiidae.
AGUCAACAAAAUCAAUGAAAACAAAACAAUUUGUUUACAAAUGAAAUUAAAUACUUAGUUGUCAUACGAUUAGACAAAACAAUUGUUUGAUUGAUUUAAUUGUUGUUUGUUUUGUCAUCAAAAAUAAGACGACAAUAGUAUAGAUGAUAAUGAAGACAACGACAGUAACAACAAUGACAACGAUGGACACGAAGUGAUUGAUUUUAAUGAAGACAUAACAUGAUAUUAGCCAAAGAUUACGGCAUUUACUUAAUAUUGAUAUUCAUAUUGAUUUACGGCUACCGAUGUCUCAGUUCUGUCCACUCGACGACAUGUGAUAGUAAGCAAAAUAACGAUUGCGUUGACCAUCGAUGGCCUAACAGAUUGACAGCGAACCAGACGUGCGAUCGGCGACAGUCAAUGACAUGUCGUCACUGCAGAUGUUAUACAGAAUGUCUUCCGCGCGGACUAGUGGUCAACGCAACGACCGGAUGGUUUGGCACACAUUUCACGGCCGAUAUGGUCGACAGUUCGCCGCAGUAUUGCCUAUGGAUUCUGACUACACAUCCAGUGGUUGACAUCUACACACUGUACUCCAUAGCUAUGGCCCGAUCGAUAUCCAGACAGUCCAUACCUAACACUCCGGCCAUCAGUCUGACCAUUGAGAAGGAUAUGCACGUUGAAUGUCCCGACUCUAACAUACAGGUGUUCGACGGCGUUCCCGAUUUUGUCGCGUCGGGAGCCCUGAGCCAAAAGUUAGGCUUCUAUUGCGGCACUGAUCUCAAGGAAGACAUUCAUUUGGUGGCGCAUUCGGGCUUUCUUACCGUUUUCUACGAACGCCGCGACCCGAACCAAGGCUUCAAUGCAUCGUAUGUACGGCUGGACUGUCAGUCGUGUCAAACGCUCAACGACAGGGAAUGUGUAAAUAAUCAGUGCGUUUGUUCGGACAAUAAGAUCGGACCCAACUGUGGUGUUACUGUCUGUCCCAACAACUGUUCGGCCGACAAGAAUCAGGGGACGUGCGAUCACCAGAACGGUCGGUGCAUUUGUAUGCCUAACUAUGUGGAGAAUGACUGUUCGCAAAGUAUGUUCACUAAUCGACUUGUUUGGUCCACACUAUUCAACUGUGAAGCGGCCAAACCAUUCUUGCCAUCGCUUUCACUGUAUUUGCCACGAAUGGGACACACACUAGAAAAUACCGAUUCAUAUUUAUGGCUAUUUGGCGGUUAUUCAAGUAUAAGAGGACAGUUGGGCGAUAUGUUUCGUUUCAAUUUAAUAACAUCGCGAUGGGAGGAGAUUUCGACUAACGGCAAACAUGAUAAGGACAGUUCCCGAUCUGGUCCACAACCGCGACAUUUUCACGCAACAGCACUUUACGGCGAGUGGUUCUAUCUCUACGGUGGUCUCAGUCAAGUGAACGGUGUGUUGGGUGACUUCUGGAAGUUUGAAACAGUGGAUCACAAUUGGCAAAAGUUGGAGAUUAUUGACGAACUUCCAGCACUGGCCGGACACACACUGACUGCCACCGACAACGUAGGCAGUCUUAUACUGAUUGGCGGCUAUUCACCAGAGUAUGGCUUUUUCGAGAAGACACUUGAGUAUGAUAUUGACGAAAAUCGAUGGAAAGUGUUGGACGAUGGAAAUGGUGUUCGACCCGUAGGUAUUUAUGGUCACACCGCUGUGUUUCACUCGCAAACCCAUAAUAUUUACAUUUACGGCGGUGUUGGCUACGAUAUGGAUAGGACUUACAUAUCGGGAGAUUUGUACAGUUUUGAUGUCGACACAAGUCAUUGGUACCGAUUGCCACCCGACGAACAAAUCAAUCCAAUCAAUACGCGACCCGAAUCGCGAUAUUUUCAUUCUGCGGUGUCCACUGAACUCUAUAUGAUUAUAAUCGGCGGUCGAAAUAAUGAUAGCAAUGCUAUUGUGAACUCUAUUUACGCAUACAUUUAUAAGUGCAAUAAAUGGAUAUCAUUGCAAUCCGAAACAAUUCCAGUGAGUGGUGAACCUCCCGAACCGGCCAUUGCACUGUCCAUUACAAUACAGGACAAUAAUAUUUAUAUUUUUGGCGGAACUAAUGGCCAAACAAAUGGAAAUCUUUACCGAUUAACGGUACCAAAAGAUUUAUGUCAACUCUUUUCAUAUUCAAGACUCGGUUGUCUUCGACAUAUCGGGUGUUCCUAUUGUUCCGUUUACGAGAACGGAGUAAACAAAACUUUUUGCUACUCACAAGAUCUGACAAUACCUCAGAGCUGUUACAAUCCGAGAGGAGCUUCAGAAGUGGCUCAGGGACUCAGUUGUGGUGUUGAACUACUUGAGCGUCGCAAUUGUUAUCAAUACAAGACUUGUGUUGACUGUGUAGCCUAUUGGCCUAUUUAUGGUUCGGGGAAACAGGUGUGUCAGUGGUGUUCAAACUGUCAGAGUGGUCGGUGUACACCUAUGGGUGCCACAUGUGAACGUGAAUCUCAUUGCACUUUACAGCCUCGAGCGUUCAUUUUCGGCCAUUUGUGUCCACUUCGACAAUGUUUGGCCUCCGAUUGUCAUAAAUGUUCGCAACUCGGAGGCUGUAUGUGGACACGACAGGUAUUGCGUUCAGAAAUGGGUCGUACAUUAAAUGUUAAGCCCAUAUUUGACUGGACGUGCGUUCAAAAUAUACCCCAAGACGUGGCAUCAAUAGUUGUCGAGUCUAUGCCACCGCUCUCUUGUCCGAUCUCUUGCUUAAGUUAUACAAACUGUAGUUCAUGUUUGGAAAGUUCCGGCGGCGAAGGUGGUCAUCAUUCAUGUUCUUGGGCUCAAAACAUAAACAAAUGCAUUUCUCCCAGUUUUGUGCCACUCAGAUGUGAGGCCGGCCUCUGUGGUAGUCUUGUUCUAAGCGGCUCUCCAUCGCAAUGUCCUUCCACUUGUCACCAACUAAUGCAAUCGGCUCACUGUCUCUCUCGACCCCAUUGCGGAUGGUGUGCAUUCAAUGGAACAGCUGUAGAUGGCCGAGGAAUCUGUAUGGAAGGACAACUGCCCGGUCCUAUUGGUGGCACCUGUAAGAAAGAAUAUGUCGGUCUAUUACCGAAUCAACCGUUACCUUCAAUGACCACCAAAUGGUUAUCACAAUCAGAAGGGCCGCCAAUUUGGGCGUAUUUAGAAAGACCUAAAGAAAAUGAAUGUCUUAACGGACAUCACACGUGCGAUGAGCGUACAGAAGAUUGUAUUGAUCUGGAAGAUGGCUUUAUGUGUAAAUGCAAACCCGGAUACCUAAUCGAUGACAAUCAAUGUAAAGCCAUAUGCCAUGAGGGCUGUAUGUUUGGCACUUGUGUGGCGCCCGAUGUCUGUCAAUGCAAUUUUGGUUUUGUUGGCACCAAUUGUUCGCUGGCGUGUGAGUGCAAUGGUCACAGUAACUGUGCGGGUGUUAAUCGACUAAGCGAUUGUCUUGAAUGCCAGAAUCACACCCAGGGAUCUCAAUGUGAAAAGUGUAAACCAUUUUACGUCGGAAAUCCUGUUAACUCCGGAAAGUGUGUCCCAUGUAAGACAUAUUGCAAUAAUCACUCUGAAGUAUGUUUGGAUCGCCAACUAUACGAUAAAAUUAGAAAUUUUUCGGGACUUUUGGAGGCAAUAAACACACAUAAAGAUGUAGAGAAAAUAUUGGGACACGUUGUCGAUGAGGGACCCGCUUCGGGAGCUGUUUGUGUCAACUGUAAGCAUAAUACUAAAGGCACGGAAUGUAACUCAUGUAUUGACGGCUUCUUUCAAAACAAUGCCGAACGCAUUGGUGACGGUUGUCGACGGUGUCAUUGUAACGGACACUCAGACACCUGUAACAAAGUAACCGGAGAGGACUGUCAGUGUGAUAAUAGUACCGAAACGGAUAGACAGUGUUCGCAAAAUAGUAGCAAAAGUUCACUGACUCCCUGUUGGCAAAUGCAAUGCUCCAAAUGUAAGGAAUACUUUUUAGGUGUUCCUACUAAUGGUCAUCAAUGUUAUCGACACAUGUUUUUGGAUAAAGACUACUGUUUUGAUCCGAAAACUCAAGAGGAAUGCAUUCGAAAACAGUCUGGACUGCCAUUUGGCAGAACUGUAUUCUUUGCUGUUCAGCCCCGAUAUAUGAAUGUCGACAUCAGAAUCUUUGUGGACGUCACUAAAGGGUCCGUCGACUUGUAUUUAUCGGCAAAAGAGGACACAUUUGUUGUGGAUGUCAACAAAACUAAUGGCAUUCACUGGGUUUGGUUGGACAAGAAGUACUCGACGCACAUCUCAUCUGGAAAUCUAUAUAACGAUUUGGACAGUCUUUCACUGAAACAGCCGUUUCUAUUGAAUGAUUCCAUGAGAUUUAAUCCACUGAAGUCACAGACCAGUGGACCGGCGCUCAAAUUACGACAUUCAUCAGCUAAUGAUCUCAUCUAUUACUUGACGAUCACUGAUCCAAAUGAAUUUCUCAUUGUUCGUAAUCUUAAAAAUCGUUUAGUUAUUACUAUACCUCAAGAAGUUCAUGAUCUAAGAAGUACUCGAUUUUACAUAAUUUUAAAAGGAAUUCAAAGUCAAUUGAAAGGCCAUAUUAAUGGUACGGAUGAUCACAGAAGUUAUGGUAACAUAUUCUUCCGUCAGGACCAGAGUCGCAUAGAUCUGUUUGUUUUCUUCAGUGUCUUCUUUUCCUGUUUUUUCCUAUUUCUUUGCGUUUGUGUUAUGGUUUGGAAAAUAAAACAGGCAUUUGAUAUGAGACGCGCUCGGCGUCUACACGUGGCUGAGAUGAAGCAUAUGGCCAGUCGGCCGUUCGCCACAAUACUCAUUCAUAUCGACGGCUCGUACACUACAAAUGAUGUCGAGUUUGCUCUGUCGUCGCCAUCGCAUCACAAAGAAGGCACUAUAAAGAAGAAACCAUUUCGCUUUAGAGGAAGCAUUUCCAGUCUGAGAGACUCACCCAAAGCUCAGGUACAUCCCGAACCGUUUGAUAAGUAUACGAUACGUCCAGUGGCCGUCGAGCCGACUGCCGAUGGUUUGUCAGCAGUGGUCACAACACUAGUUCAUCUGCCGGGCGGCAAAACUGCUCCCAACCGGAUGUGUUUGGCUUCUACUUUGGUAUCAUUGCGUAACUCACAUCAUAUACUCAACGCCAACACUAACCACAGUAACGGUAAUAACAUCGGGAAAGUCGGUGCCGGCGUCUGGCGGACAGCCACCAGAAGACGGCCACACUUUGCAUUCUAG